This is a messenger RNA of Nothobranchius furzeri (turquoise killifish), 3324 nucleotides long. RefSeq names its product NXPE family member 3. Lineage: Eukaryota; Metazoa; Chordata; Actinopteri; Cyprinodontiformes; Nothobranchiidae. The record is from RefSeq and is a predicted model, not a curated record.
GACCAGUCUUCCUUCAAGAGUCCAUCGUGUCGCUGAUUGCACAAUGUCAAGUGGUUUCCUUCUGCCACUGUGAUAUAAAUCACGUUUUAACGAGGAAGUUUUCUAAUUUUAACAAGAAAGUAUCUCGUAAUAACGAGAAACUUUGUCGUUAAAACGAUGUUUAUAUCACGUUUUAAUGAGAACAUUUCUCGUGGUUACGAGUUACUGGUCCUGAGUUUUUUUCGCCGCACUCACGGUAAUUCGCUUCCGUACGAUCACAUUGAACGCAGCACACUCUUUCGGAAUCGGCGCUCGAGAUCUGAGCAGCUGGCAGCCGCGGGAAGCGAGAGGAGAGGAGACGCGGUCCGAUGCAGACGAGAAGGCAACCGAAGAGUAUCAGAUGAGGAACUUUUGCACUUGGAAAUAUGGUGCAGUCUACCUAUUAUUGGUGCUGGGUGUUUUAAUCCUGUUGCAGCAUAAAGAGUUGACUGAAAUGAGGACCUUUAUUCGACCAAAGUUUGAAAGUAAAGUUGAGGCAACCCCUGUGUCAAAAGUAAAGAGCCCCCCGACUGUUUCCAAUGACACUCACAGGCCUAGCAGUCCAUGCUCCUUCCAUCCACUAAUCUCAAACAACGCUGUUGACCUUCUACAAGAUUUAAAGUCGUGGCCCAAAACUCCACCUUUACCAUCUCCCUUUUCCAUGAAUACAACCAGUGAUCCCGCUCAUAGCUACUUCACCGUUCUCCCGCGGAAAGGAGGUGGAAGUUGGCACACAGGAGAAGAACUGGAGGUCUUGAUAAACAUUAACGACUUUCAUGGUAAGCCCAAGAAGACUGGAGGAGAUGUCUUAUUUGCUCGUCUGUACAGUCAAAAGCUCCAUGCAGGUGUGGCAGGGCAAGUGGUUGAUCAUCUCAACGGUUCCUAUUCUGCUUUCUUCUCUUUACUCUGGGAAGGAAGUGCACAAGUUGAGGUGACCCUAGUUCACCCCAGCGAGGCAGUCACAGUGCUGCAAAAGCUAACCCAAGAGCAGCCUGACAGGAUUUAUUUCCAAAGCCUUUUCAGUUCAGGAUCAGUCUCUCAAACUACCACCUGCAACGUGUGCCUCAAUGCAACCCAGGAGAAAGUCUGCAAUUACACUGACCUCAACACAGGUGAGCAGUGGUUCUGCUACAAGCCAAAGAACUUAGCCUGUGAUACGAGGAUGACCCAUGCCAAAGGAGGAUUCAAGCAAAAACUCACACCAAUGGAGGAAAAACUCUUUCAAAGGAACGUGAACAUGAAAGUGUCCAUUCCAGCUUUAGGACCUGCAAACAUCACUGUGUUGCCAAAAAUGAAAGGAAGAAAAAACAAGACUCCAAAGAGUAGCCCAUCUGGAUAUUACUACCAGGGUGAGUGGCAAGCAUUGGCUGGCACGGUAGUGCAACAUUUUAACAAUUCCACAGCAAUGAGCCAAUGUCUGAAAGGGAAGGUGGUCCACCUGUAUGGAGACUCCACCAUCAGGCAGUGGUUUGAAUACCUCAGUCACUCACUGCCAGAUCUCAAAGAGUUUGAGCUGACAUCAUCAAGGCAAAAUGGACCAUUCAUGGCUUUGAACUUUGCAGAGAACACCUUAGUGACAUACCAUUGCCAUGGCCCUCCCAUCCGUUUUGCCAGUGUCCCAGUUACUCAGCUGCGUUAUGUUGCCAAUGAACUGGACAGAGUCAAUGGAGGCACCAACACUGUGGUUGUUCUUAGCAUCUGGUCACACUUUAGCACUUUUCCUAUUGAGGUUUACAUCCGACGGAUCCUGAGCAUUAGGAAGGCAGUGAUGCGGCUGCUGACUCGGGCUCCAGGAACACUGGUCGUCAUCCGAACCGCAAAUCCCAAACAACUAUCUCUUUAUGAGGCACUGACCAACAGUGACUGGUAUUCACUGCAGCGUGAUAAGGUUCUCAGGGCCAUAUUUAAAGGAGUAAAUGUCAAACUGGUGGAUGCCUGGGAGAUGAGUCUGGCCCAUGAGCUGCCACACAGCCUCCACCCACAACCUCCAAUAAUCAAGAAUAUGAUUGAUGUUCUUUUGUCCUACAUAUGUCCUGUAGCAAGAAAGUGAUGGUGAUGCAUUCAGAACAGCAUUUUAGGCCACAGAGAUUUGGACUAGGUAUACAGGUAACCACUGGUGCUUGAUCACAUGUUCUUAUAGCUUAAUAUAUGAGCAUUAACAACAAUGGCUUCAUUGUUGUUGUCGGUAAAUGUCACAACACACGUUUCUGAAUACUCCUCACUGCACUAACCACAUCACUUGUCAGCUGUUGUGUCUAGUGACUAAACCGGGGUUUUCUCUCAGGGUAUUGUUCGGUUUAAACUCCAUCAAUGAGUGUUAGGAGAAAAAUCUUUUCAGACACAGAUUUUUUACAGAAUUUCUUGAUUUAGCAAAGGCCCAAUUGGGGUAUCUGCUGGUUUGGAAUACUUUAUUGGUGAAUCUAUUUCUUUUAUUUUAAUUUGUCUUUGCAGCAGGGGUGGAGUUAGAGGGUGCCUAUUUGGGCUCAAGCCCCAAAUAUUUUCUGAAAAGCUCCAAAACUAAAUUUGAAGGGUAAAAAUAAAAAUAACUCACAUGCAGUACCAAAAUCCACAAGAGAUGGUGCAUCAGCGUAGUCUGCAUACAGCCUGCUGGAGUUACCCCCGAACAAGUCAUGCUUUAGUAGCAGUCUGCAGGCUGCAUCUGAGACAGGAUGACGUGACACAAGUUUUGUUUUUGGGACUGAAAACCCACAAAAUAAUGAAAACAUCAGCUGUGAUUAUUCUGGUUCGUGCAUUUUAUUUAAAAUCUGUCAAUAAAGUUGUGUUAGUAAGAAAACUAAUGAUAGCAAUAAUGAAGGUUUCAUGGGGCGAAUCCGCACAAGCUGGGAUGAUUAUUAUAAGAGUGAAAAGCUGAUUCUCCCUGGGUGACUUAAGAAGUUAAAAAGAGCAAAAUAACUGUAGAGGUACUAAAUAAAAAAAUCUAAUAAAAUGACAAAAAUACUUAUUUGAUUUUGUAAAUGCAUAUAUGGAAGAUGUUUAAUAUUUUUUGUACUUUUUCAUACUCUUCUCCCAAUAAAAUUAAAUAAAGAAGGCUGUCUCUGAACUGUAUUUAAAAUGACAAAAGUAAAUUUUAACUUGAUGAAAAUCAUGAAAUUUCUUAAAUUGUGGUUAAACAGUAACAUCUAAAAGACUAGCAAGGUGGGACCUAUAAACUAAUAUUUAGUUGAACAGCAUUUUGAGGGGAUCACUCUAGCCAACUGUUUUCUGACUGAGUCAGACUUCUGCACCUGUUGUUGGGUGUUUUACCCAUGUGAUGAAUGUACACAUUAAUAAAACCUUCAGAUGCCA